AUGAAAAUAGAGUUUGAGGCGAGAAAAUCGUUCAAGUGGCUCGACAUCCUGCAACCGUUUGUCGCACAGUACAAUGAGGCGGACACGCACAGAUCAAUCGGAAUGACACCGUCAGACGUCGAUAAAACAAACGAAAAUCAAAUAUUACAAAAGUUCAAUAAAUUGAAAUCAAAGAUACCCAUUAGAAAACCUAAACUGAAAGUGGGUGACCGUGUGCGCAUCACUGUGAAAAAAGAAGCGUUUGCCAACAAGUACAAAAGCAAUUGGACGAGAGAGAUUUUCACAGUUUCCAAAGUCAUUGCCACUAGACCGGUUAUAUACAGAAUUACUGACGCUCAAGGUGAAGAAAUAGAAGGGUCAUUUUACGAGAAGGAAUUACAGAAAACUGUCUUGUAA
Messenger RNA from Homalodisca vitripennis (glassy-winged sharpshooter), 396 nucleotides. RefSeq lists its product as uncharacterized. The transcript has a single exon. Bases 1 to 396 code for a protein of 131 amino acids. The record is from RefSeq and is a predicted model, not a curated record. NCBI's taxonomy places the organism in Eukaryota, Metazoa, Arthropoda, Insecta, Hemiptera, Cicadellidae.